AUGGCAGUCCCUGCGGAUGAGAAAGAUCACGACUCGCUUCGCCCGACUCAGAUGGGCGAGGGCGAGGCUGGAGUGGUCUCUGCAGCGCACCAACGAUAUGUCAAGGAUGGCAAUUUGGACGAGGAAGGGGUCAAGUGCCCAUCACACACGACCGAUCUCCGGCUCCUGACCAAGAUUGAUUUUCAUGUCAUUCCAUUCCUUUGUGUCAUGUACCUGCUGGCUUUUCUUGAUAGAGUCAAUAUUGCCAAUGCCAGGAUUUUCGACUUGGAGACAGACCUCGGCAUACAAUCCGAGCCGUCAAAGUUCAACACGGCCAUCGUCAUCUUCUUUGUGCCUUAUGUUCUGUUCGAGAUCCCAUCCAACAUCCUCCUCAAAAAGUUCAAGCCCUCCACAUGGCUGUCCUUGAACAUGUUCUUGUUUGGAUUUACCACAAUGAUGCAGGGACUGGUGAGAAGCUACGGUGGCUUGCUGGCCGCUCGGUUUUUCCUUGGAUUGUUUGAAACAGGCAUGUUUCCGGGCGCUUUCUAUCUGAUCGGCAUGUGGUACCGCCGACAUGAAGCCCAACGACGGUACUCCUUCUUCUUCAACAGCACAACCCUAGCCGGUGCCUUUGGCGGACUGCUCGCUGCUGCCAUUGGUAAAAUGAGCGGGAUGCGCGGCUACAGCGGGUGGCGCUGGAUUUUCAUCAUCGAAGGUGGCCUCACUGUGCUCGUCAGCUUCUUCUUCUACUUCUGGCUUCCCAACUUCCCCGAGCAGGCAAAGUGGCUCAAGGAAGACGAGCGCGAGUAUGUCGCUGCCCGGCUCCGCCUCGACCAGGGCAAGGCUGGCCUGGAUCGCAGUAUCACCCUGCGUGAUGUCGGGACCAUCUUCAAAGACUACAAGGUCAUCGUCGGUGGCUUCAUGUACUUUGGCCUCAUCGUCCCGGCCUAUGGGUACGCAUACUUUGCGCCCACGAUUCUGAACGGUUACGGCUACGACAAGAUCCAGACCCAGCUGCGCAGCGUACCCCCGUGGGUUGCUGCCUUUGCUCUCUCCAUGAUGUGCGCGUACGCCUCGGACAAGCUGAGACAUCGAGCCCUCUUCGCCAUAGUCCCCAUUUGUGUGGCCAUCUCUGGGUUCGCCAUCCUUCUCCGCGUCCAUGCAAACCUCGAUGCGCAGUACUCGGCCCUUUUCCUAGCCGCCAUGGGCGCCUUUACGGCAAUGCCCAUCAUCGUUUGCUGGUUCAACAUGAACCUGGGUGGCCACCACCGUCGGGCCGUCGGCAGCGGCUGGCAAGUCGGGUUCGGUAACCUCGGCGGCAUUGUCGCUGCUUUUUCUUUCAAGCAAGAUUCCGGCGCCAAGUCCGCCCAAGACUACAGCCUCGGCUACUCUCUGAGCAUUGCAUUCUGCUGCGCCUCUAUUGUAGCCUGCGUCAUCUACGCGUUUGGCUGCUGGAAGGCAAACAAGGACCGUCGAGAUGGAAAACAAGACGCGAGCCACCUGUCGGAAGAAGAGCAGCUGGCGCUGGGCGAUAUGAAUCCAAAGUACCGUUAUCUUUUGUAA
This is a messenger RNA of Metarhizium album ARSEF 1941, 1542 nucleotides long. RefSeq names its product transporter-like protein. The record is from RefSeq and is a predicted model, not a curated record. Gene Ontology annotation, molecular function: transmembrane transporter activity. NCBI's taxonomy places the organism in Eukaryota, Fungi, Ascomycota, Sordariomycetes, Hypocreales, Clavicipitaceae. Gene Ontology annotation, cellular component: plasma membrane. Gene Ontology annotation, biological process: transmembrane transport. The transcript has 3 exons. The coding region runs from base 1 to 1542 and encodes 513 amino acids.